Molecule: messenger RNA, 1028 nt
Organism: Mesitornis unicolor (brown roatelo)
Lineage: Eukaryota; Metazoa; Chordata; Aves; Mesitornithiformes; Mesitornithidae
Product: serine/threonine-protein kinase NIM1-like
Exons: 2
Coding region: 90-1028 (312 amino acids)
Biological process (GO): microtubule cytoskeleton organization; intracellular signal transduction; protein phosphorylation
Cellular component (GO): cytoplasm
Molecular function (GO): tau-protein kinase activity; protein serine/threonine kinase activity; ATP binding
Source: RefSeq, a predicted model, not a curated record
UCUUUUCAGAGAAAGUUGCAAUCAAGAUUUUGGACAAGACAAAACUAGACCGGAAGACUCAACGUUUGCUGUCUCGUGAGAUAUCGAGCAUGGAAAAGCUGCACCACCCAAAUAUCAUCAGACUCUAUGAGGUGGUGGAGACACUCUCUAAACUGCACCUGGUGAUGGAGUAUGCAGGAGGUGGGGAGCUCUUCACUAAAAUCAGUACAGAAGGGAAGCUGCUAGAAACAGAGUGUAAAAUAAUCUUCUCCCAGAUUGUGUCUGCUGUGAAGCACAUGCAUGAGAAUAAUAUAAUUCACCGGGACUUGAAAGCAGAAAAUGUCUUCUACACCAGUAACACUUGUGUUAAGGUGGGAGACUUUGGAUUCAGCACAAUAAGUAAAAGAGAUGAAACUUUAAAUACUUUCUGUGGCUCUCCUCCUUAUGCUGCCCCUGAACUCUUCCGAGAUGAAAACUAUGUUGGCAUUUACGUAGAUAUAUGGGCUCUGGGCAUUCUGUUAUACUUCAUGACAACGGGGAUCAUGCCAUUUCGGGCAGACACAGUGGCCAAACUGAAAAAGUGCAUUCUUGAAGGGACAUACAGUUUGCCUCCCUGCCUCUCAGAAACUUGCCAGAAACUGAUAAAAGGAGUUCUUCAGCCAGUACCAACCGAACGAUACUCUGUCAAACUUAUUAUGAACAGUGAAUGGAUGCAAGGAAUACAGUACCCCAAACCUUUACAGCCAUUUAAACUGGAUCCAAAGUACUUAUCAGACAUUAGCACACUCAAAGAGGAAGAAAUUGAAGUGAAAAAUAUUCUAGAAGAUCUGGGAAUCACAGACCACCACAUUCAAAAUAACCGGGGAAGAGAUGCGCGCAGCUCAAUAACAGGAGUCUACAGGAUUGUUUUGCACAAAGUACAGAAGAAAAGGGCACUUGAGUGUGUUCCCAUCAUUUCCCAUCCAGACUCCAAAGAACAAGACUUGAGGAGAGGAAUCAGUGCUCACAGUGGGGUGAAGCAUGCAUCCAAGCUGUGUUCUAUUUUAUAA